GGUUGCUGGACCUGCCAAAGCCAAGGCCUCUCCCAAAGGCGGUCUGCUGGUCACGGAGUUGCGGAAGAGGUUAAAGGCGCUGGGGCUGCCCAUCAAUGGCUCCAAGGCAGUGCUGGAGGCCAGAUAUGAGGCCGCCGUCUCCAACCAGGACUCGGAGCCGCCCGCUGAGAACUCAACAAUCGACAGACAGGAGGUGAAGCGGUCACCGUCGCCGUCGCGAUCACCUUUGGCAAAGCGUCCCAAGGUGGAGCCACAGGUGAGAGAGGAGGAGGAGCCAGAGAUGGAGGAGGUAGAGAUGGAGGAGUUGGACUCCCCGAGGAGCUCCCUGGACUUUGCGGCGGACCUCGAGGCGCAGCUGGACCACCUGGAGGCCGAGGCGGCGCAGCCCAUGCCCGACAGUGCGCCCCUCGCGGCGCUGGUUCCGUCAGAGGUCCAAAGCGCGGCGCAGGGGCCGACCAAAGGCCAGGCGCAAAGCAUCAGCCCGGCGCAGAAGGAGGCGGAGAAGGAGGAGGCGGAGUUUGCAAAGGAUGCCAAGGCGGAGGGUUUGGAGCCCUUAGCCACGGGAGAAGACAUGCUGCCGGACCGGUACAGGCGGAGUCUGGGGUCGCCGCACCAGGACCUCAUCGAGGCGGUGGUGAGCUCUCAGGCCUGGCGGAGGCCGGGGCUCCGGAACUUAGUACGGAGCCUGCACGACUUGGACCAGGUGGAGAGGGGGGAAGUACCCAAGCGGAUCCACGAGCUGGGCGACGAGAAGCUUGCGGAGCUGCUUUUGCGGUACCAGGAGGCAGUGGAGCGCCCGCUGCAGGCCUUCUCCCAGCACCUGAAGCCCGCGCUCGCGCGACGGAUCCAUGUGGGGACCAUGGACUACAUGGGCGGAUCCCACGAAUCCUACCGCCGCACGUUCGAGUUCAUAGAAAUGACCAACACCUGGUUCGACUUGGACUCGCCCACCCGGGAGAUUAGCUCUCUCUACAGGGACAAGCUGAGUUGCUCCUACAAGCCUCCGGCCGUGUACCAGGCACUGGCGGAGAGGGCCGUGGACAAGCGCGACUCCUUCCGAAUGGUGGUGAAGGUGAGUUGCGUGGCCACGCAUAUCCUGAAGCUGCAGAACGUCACGGACUGGUGGCCGAAGCUCUGGCAGGAGAAGUACUGCCACCUGUCGGCGGCCACCGUGGCCUUCCUUUGGCAGUUCCCCCCCAGCUUCGUGUACAGCGACGAGCUGGUGCGGCGGUUUGAGCGGCUCAUCGAGUACCUGAACUCCCCUGCCAGUGGCGUGCAAGAGGCGCGGCACAUUGUGGACUUCCGCGAUGGCUCGUGGUACCGGGAGGAUGUCUACGACUUCUUGAGGAAGCAUCGUUGGUGUCUGGCCUGGCUGCAUUUGAACAACACGAGUGGCUGGGCCUCAAAUUUGCCCAGCGGGUGGACCGACCGGGUGCAGACGACCAACUUCUGCUUCUGUCGGCUCUUCGGUCCGGACGGGCAAUCCCACGGCACCUACGACAACGAAUUCCUGCAUGAGCUCUUCGACAGCUGCCCGAUGGGCACCACGAGUUAUGUGCUCUUCGGCAACAAGGAGACUUUGGAGGACUCGAACCCCGAUCCUGUGCCGGCGACGCUGAAUGCGGUGUCUUUCAGGACCAUCUUCACCAAGAUGGACUUCGUAGAGCGGAUCAGGGACGUGCGAUACAAAGGGAAGUGCCCGCGGAUCUUGACGCCGGAGGAGACGCUGCUCAUCAAUUCCUUCUACCUGCGCUUCUCGCAGAAGGCGCGAGCGCACGGCAUUCAGGUGACGUCGCCUGUGUGCUCCCAGUGGACGCGGAAGUACAAGCCGGAGGCGCCUAAGGAGAAGCGAUCCUACGAGUGGUACUUCCCAGACACCGGAGAUCGCCUGCAUUUGGGGCUCCACGACGCCAAGGAAGAGGAGGACCUCUGGGUCUUCCUGCGGCAGCUCACCGGCAUGGAGGACCUCCAGGCCGCCAAGGACUACGCGUGGAACAAUGCUGGCCAGUACGGUCUGGAGGCCUUCAGGCGCGAGGAUGUGUCGCUGCUCGUGGGCUCCAUGGUGCGCUGGUCCGAGAAGGCCCGGAUGAGGGGCUUGUUGAGCUCCACGAAGCUGAACUUCAUCCACAAGGAUGGGAAGAGCAUGGAGUUCCUCCUCUCCAACGGCGAGAAGCUCUGGCUCAGCACGGAGGACCUCAAGGAGGAGGAGGACCUGUGGAAGUGGAUCUUGGACCUGAGCCGCGUGCCCGUCCAGAAGCUGGUUCCUGCCGAGCCGGCCAAAGAGAAUGACCCCUGGAAGGACGGCUCCUGGAAGCGAAACGCCCAGGAGAUGUGGGAUCGGAAGCGCAAGGAGGGUGAGAAGGGCGACUGGUGGGAGGACAAGACCUUCAAGGGCGCGGACCAAGCCAGUGCCAGUACGCAGGUGUGCUGGAAUUUCCAGCAGGGCACAUGCCUGCACGGCUCCAAGUGCCGCUACUCCCACGGCGAUGCUCCCGCGGGAUCUGUUCAAGGCCAGGUUUGUUUUGCUUUCCAGCGGCAAGGCUUCUGCAAAUGGGGGGACAGGUGCCACAGGCGACAUGAGGAGGCCCCGAAGAGGAACACGGACCGUGGCUCCUUUUGGCGCGACUGAGAUCGGAU
Molecule: messenger RNA, 2637 nt
Organism: Effrenium voratum
Lineage: Eukaryota; Dinophyceae; Suessiales; Symbiodiniaceae
Source: the annotation of a GenBank genome assembly